Magnolia sinica is the source of this 747-nucleotide messenger RNA. RefSeq names its product high mobility group B protein 7-like. The coding region runs from base 38 to 604 and encodes 188 amino acids. The record is from RefSeq and is a predicted model, not a curated record. NCBI's taxonomy places the organism in Eukaryota, Viridiplantae, Streptophyta, Magnoliopsida, Magnoliales, Magnoliaceae. The transcript is spliced from 8 exons.
CCAACUCUCAUAUCUCCCCAAACGUCUCUCUCUCGCGAUGGCGCCAGCUUCUUCGAAAACGAAUCCUCCGAGGCCGAGAAAGAGGGUGGAAGUCGAGACGGGUUCGCUCAAACGCGCCAAGGAUGGGAGCGCUUUCACCAAAUGUGAUGAAUGUAAUAAAGAUGUACCCGUUGGGCUUAUUGAUAUGCAUAGCUGCAGCCUUGACUCCAAAAUCAAGAUGAAUCUGGAGGCUCAGGUUGUAGAAAAGGUCGCCGACGUUAAAAAGCCAGCAGAAAAGAAGAAAGCAGUGUCGUCAGAGCCAAAGCCCAAAAAGGGUAAAAAGGAGAAGAAAGUGAAGGAUCCCAACAAGCCCAAGCGUCCUCCAACUGCCUUCUUCCUCUUCAUGGAUGAUUUUAGGAAAACAUACAAAGAGGCUAAUCCUGAUUCAAAGAGUGUUUCUGUGGUUGCAAAGGAAGGUGGUGAGAAAUGGAAAUCAAUGACAGAUGAAGAAAAGAAGCCCUACCUAGAGAAGGUGGCAGAGCUCAAGGCAGAGUAUGAGAAGGCUUUGGAAAAAUUCAAUGCAGGAAGUGAAGAAGAACAAGGAGCUUCAGAGAAAGAGGAGUGAUGGCUACUUCUGCUAAAUGCAAUUUAUUGCUUUGAUGCCGAACUCUUGUGAAUGUUCAAUGCUGUCCAAGCAGACAACUGGUUUUGUGAAUGGAAUUUUGUUUGAAUUCAAAAAAAUGAUUUCCUGCAGUACAAUUUCUGCCA